CACCAUUUGAUUUAGCGAGUAAACUAAUUGAGAAAGGCGCACGAUCUAAUCAAAAUAACGCUGAAAACGGUGAUAGCAUUCUACAAUUGUUGAUAAAAAAUAAGCUGGAAGAUGCUGCUAUAUUUUUGUCCAGGCAUACGAAUGUAAACUUCGUUAAUCGAUCGGGUUUAACGGCCUUGCAUUUAGCGUGUCAAUUCAGUCUGGCCAAAUUAGUGGACGCACUGCUUGAAAAUGGUGCUUCCCCAAACAUGCAAUCUAGUAUAGGAGAGAUGAAAACAGCAUUACACUUUGCGGUCGAAAAUAAAAGUGUAGGUGUUAUACAAGUUUUCGUGAAUUUCAGAAAAAAUGCCGGUGUAGAAAAACCAGAUUUCAAUUUAAAAACAAUCGACGGUGAUGCACCCUUGUGUUUAGCUUUGAUGUUAGAUGCCAAAGAGCUGGUGCCGGUUUUGAUUCAGGGCGGUGCUGAUGUUAAUGUGAGAAAUGGACAAGAUUUAACGCUCUUGCAUCAAUCUAUUUUGAAAGAGGACGCAGAAACAGCAGUAUUUUUACUAAAUCAAGGUGCCGAUUACAAUGCAUUAACUGGAGAUCAAGAAUCACCUCUACAGCUAGCCAUUCACUGUCGUCUUCCAAAAGUAUGAUUUCCUUCCAUUACAAUACUCAACAAAUUUCCUCCUAGAGGAGAGGACUCUUUUUCAUAGUUUUUGGGACCGCUGAAUUCGAAUUUUCCAUUAGUUUUGCUCUGGCAGCUCUAGUUUUUGAGAUAUGGCAAUGGUGCAAUUUCAGCAUAUUCCAGGCGCUAGUAACUAGAAGAUUGUAAACUAGAAGAAAAUCUCGAAACCUUUCAUUUAAUCCUCUAUUUGUCGCGAUAUCUCAAUUCUACCCAAAGUUUUAGCACUUUUUGUACAAAGAUUAAUCCAAAAACAAGAAGUUUUUGUCCACAUUUUAGCGUUUUGAGCCUCCAAAUACAGUAUAUCGUUGAGUCUGGUAUGGUUUCUUUUCUGAAUGUUGUAGAGGAACAUUAUACGAAGAUUUUAAGUGCUAGGUGGUCAAAAAAUCUGCACUGGUUUGGUGGAAAUUGGCAAUCAAGUGUAAUGACAAAGUUAAAAAUUCAGGAAAAUUUACUAGGGUUGCCAAAGCAAAACUAAUGGCAGAUUUUCGAAUAUGGUGAAUCCCGGACUAAGCGGCCCCAAAAACUACGAAAAAGAGUCCUCUCCUCUUGUGGGAAAUUUGUUGACUAAUAAACCUCCCAUAGUGUUACACGCCGAUUUUCAAAUGCAUAUGCGCGUUCGAAAGGACAUCCCCCAAAACCCCCAAAACCAAAAUAUUACGAUCCGCUUUCCACAGGGGGGCUCCCCAGAGAGCUUCAAAGUUUGAA
Messenger RNA from Sitodiplosis mosellana (orange wheat blossom midge), 1375 nucleotides. RefSeq names its product putative ankyrin repeat protein RF_0381. Gene Ontology annotation, molecular function: protein binding. The transcript is spliced from 2 exons. The coding region runs from base 249 to 638 and encodes 129 amino acids. Lineage: Eukaryota; Metazoa; Arthropoda; Insecta; Diptera; Cecidomyiidae. The record is from RefSeq and is a predicted model, not a curated record.